Messenger RNA from Rhagoletis pomonella (apple maggot), 3084 nucleotides. RefSeq lists its product as uncharacterized. Gene Ontology annotation, biological process: DNA integration. Lineage: Eukaryota; Metazoa; Arthropoda; Insecta; Diptera; Tephritidae. The transcript has a single exon. Bases 1 to 3084 code for a protein of 1027 amino acids. The record is from RefSeq and is a predicted model, not a curated record. Gene Ontology annotation, molecular function: nucleic acid binding.
AUGGACUCCUAUAUUGCAAAGCGGUAUGCACGCAAGCUCGACCCAUCGGAAGCCUCAGUGGUAAAGCCUCACACUUGGUAUUUACCACAUUUUGCCGUGGUGAAUGCCAAUAAGCCAUCGAAGAUACGUAUGGUGUUCGACGCGGCAGCUGAGGUCAACGGCGUCUCUUUGAACUCCAUGCUGCUGAAGGGUCCGCAAGAGUAUCGACCUCUGCCGUCGAUUCUCUUCCAUUUUCGCGAAGGAGCAGUCGGAGUAUCUGGGGACAUUAAGGAAAUGUUUCACCAGGUGUUGAUGCAACCCGAAGACAGGUGCGCCCAACGAUUUCUUUGGCGCAACGGCGAUAGUGGUAGGCAACCGGACGUAUACGAGAUGUGCGUUAUGACAUUUGGCGCUGCUUGCUCGCCAUGUGCAGCGCACUAUGUCAAAACUAGAAAUGCGCUCGAGCAUCGCAUUAACGCCACAAGCCGAGCGGUGCAAUCAAUAUUGGCCUACCACUAUGUCGACGCCUUCGUUGAUGCUUUCGACUCGCCUGCAGAAGCCAUCUCCAUCGCGCAAGAAGUUCGAGCCAUUCAUCUGGACGCCGGUUUCGAGCUCCGAAAUUUCGCUUCAAAUUCACCAGAGGUAGCUGCAGCUUUGGGUGGCGCAGAAGAUACGAAAUUGAUUGCUAGCAAAGAAGGUCUGGCGACUGAGAAGGUUCUCGGUCUAUAUUGGCAGCCGUCAACAGAUAAGUUUAAAUUUAAUUUGCAUUUUAACAAAGUUGACCCUCAAGUAGUUAACGGUGGCAAACGCCCAACAAAACGUGAACUCCUUAGCGUGGUUAUGUCAGUUUUUGACCCACUGGGCUUUCUAAGUCACUUCAUUAUCGGCGCUAAGUUAAUUAUGAGGGAGGUGUGGAGGCGAAAUACGCGCUGGGACGAACCGUUGCCAAGCGACAUCGGAACUGUGUGGGAACGAUGGCGCAAACAAUUAUUAGCCGUCACCAAAUACGCCAUUCCCAGUUUCUACUUUUGCAAUGGUAAGCCCAAAGAUUUGCAACUCCACAUUUUUGUGGACGCCAGCGAGGACGCGUUCGCCGCCGUCGCCUACUGGAGGGUAGUCAACUAUGAGAACGAGGUGAGUGUUAGUUUCGUAUGCGCGAAGACUAAGUGCGCUCCGCUGAAACCGCUCACUAUACCGCGGCUAGAGCUGCAAGCAGCCGUCUUGGGAACCCGGUUAAUGCAGACAAUUCGUGAAGAGCACUCCGUCGUCGUAAAUGAUUGCCUUCUUUGGAGCGACUCGUCAACUGUGAUGAAAUGGAUUCGCAGUGAGCACCGACGAUACAAACCCUUCGUACAGCACCGAGUGGCUGAAAUACUGGCAUCUACAAGCGUGUCUGACUGGAGAUGGGUACCCACUGCGGACAACGUCGCCGACGAAGCCACGCGUUUCAGCAGCCAAGUCGACUUUACCUCAACUUCCCGCUGGAUUCAGGGUCCACCAUUUCUGCGCCAAGAAGAAUGUUAUUGGCCCACUGCCGAGGUCAGCGUCACUCAAAAGGGAGAACUCGAUGAGGAGCUGCGACCAAAAUAUGCCAUGGUCAUCGUGAGUAGUCGCUUUUUAGAUUUUGAUCGUUUUUCUACAUUCAACAGAUUGGUGAGAACGGUAGCUUGGGUUCUUCAUUUCAUCAAUCUAUGCCGUCAUCCUAACUCAGCCAAACGUCGCUAUGGCCUGACAUCAGCUGACGUUGAAGCAGCGAAGCUACUAAUAUGGCGCCUUGUACAGAACGAACAUUUUGGGCCCGAGAUUGGGCGUAUUAGGAAAGUCCGAGAAGUCGCACGCAACAGCCCACUACGUCAGCUCUCUCCGUAUGUUGAUGAAGAAGGUACGCUUCGUGUUUGUGGACGCAUUGACGCAGCUAGCUGGCUUCCGAUGAGCGCGAGACGUCCCAUCAUUUUGCAGUCCAAGCACCCUUUCACCAAGCUGGUCGUAGCCCACCACCACAACCUGAUGCGCCAUCAGAACAUAGAGGCCACAAUUUGCACAAUCCGCCAGACUUACUGGGUACUUCGCUUACGAACCGUGCUACGCAGCGUGAUUGCCAGCUGCCAAGUAUGUCGCCUCAGCAAAGCCGCUCCAGUCCCACCGCUUAUGGGGCCCCUACCAGUCGAUAGGCUUACCGCGUAUGUGAGGCCAUUCAGCUCCACGGGACUGGAUUAUUUCGGGCCGCUAACAGUAACCGUUCGUAGGAGUACCGAAAAGAUAUGGGUGGCGCUCUUCACCUGUCUCACUGUGCGCGCCGUGCACUUGGAGCUGGCGCAUGACCUGAGCACAGAUUCGUGCAUAAUAGCUAUCCGCAAUUUUAUCAAUCGGCGCGGGGCCGACAACGAAGCUAAACGUUUCAACGAGAUAUUCGAUUGUCAGCGCGUGCAGGAUGAACUAGCACAGAAAGGUGUCGAGUGGGUGUUCAACGCGCCCUUCAAUCCAGCCGAAGGAGGCGCCUGGGAAAGGAUGGUGCAGUCUGUCAAGCGAGUACUGCGUCGCACCCUUAAGGAAGUAGCGCCACGCGAACAUACGCUUAACUGCUUCCUGAUCGAGGCGGAAAAUGUUAUCAAUUCGCGCCCACUUACUCACCUGCCAAUUUCGGUCGACCAGGAGCAGCCGCUAACACCCAACGAUUUUUUGUUAGGAUGCGCCAACACAGUGCAAACUCCAGUUGCAGCUGAUGUACUAGAAGGUACGUGUGUCUUGCGUCAACAGUGGCGUAUUGCCCGACAAUUAAGGGAUCACUUCUGGAAGCGUUGGGUAUCGGAAUAUUUGCCCACAUUAACGAGGCGAGUCAAAAGGUGCGAAAGGACGACGCCAUUAAAGGAGGGUGAUCUCGUCUUUAUUUGCGAUCCCAAUGUGCCGCGUAGAGAAUGGGUUCGCGGUAAGGUGGAGCAGCUGCAUCCUGGGCGAGAUGGCGAAAUCAGGCGAGCAGAUAUCCGAACCUCUACUGGCAUAAAGCAGCGUGCUGUUUCUAAGCUUGCCAUCUUGGAUGUCGCAGUUGGUGAAUCGGACCGAUCCACGGGGGCGGGGAUGUCACAGCACGCCCUUUCUAUGGGUUAA